CAAUUUAACUCGGACCAGCAAGUCACAAAACAGCAACACGAGUCCAGAGAGAGAAGUGAGGAUUUAUUUAUUUGAAUAAAAAUGCUUUCCCGAAAUCGACGAUGGAUUUUUACAAGGAAAUUUAGAAUAUUUUAAUCGUCUCUGCUAAUGGAAGGGUCCCAUUAAUUGAGGAAUCCAAUCCAAUUGCAUUACUAUAUUUAAUUACUAGUAUAUGCUACUUGUUCUUCCCUCAAUGCUCGCACCUCCUUCCCUUUUUCCUUUUUGUUUUUCUGUAUAUUAAUUAAACCUCUCUUCUUUCUCUCAUCUCCAUAUUGUAGGGUUUUUUCCGCCUCACACUUGGAUUUUGAUGAAGAUUUGGAGGAUUAUUGGCUUAGGAAGUGUUAAACAAAUGCUUGAAGGAGAAGGCAAAGGGUUUGAGCAACGCGAGUUCCGUGCUGAGUUGAGUGAGACCGACUGGAUCGUUGUUGACAUCCCGCCCUCGAAGAAGAAGAAGAGCAUGUUGGAGAAUGGUGAGACGUCCGGUGAGAGUGGAAGCAACGGUGAAGGACCUCAGGAUCCAGAUUAUUCGGAGAAUCCGUCUCUAAGCUACGAGUUAGAGAGUGAGAUAUUUGCUAGGUUUCCAAGAACAGAGCACUGGAAGCUAUGCUUUGUAAACAAGAGAUGUUUAGGUCUUGUGAGAAGUGGAGAGCUCUACCAGAUGAGGAAGAGGAUCGGGUGCGUGGAACCCAAGGUUUUCAUGUUUGCAAGUGGCGAGAGCAGCUGGUGGGCGUUUGAUCAUGUCUUCACCUCUCGCAGGAAGCUCCCUGUCCUGCCCUCUGACACUUGCUUCAGCUCGGGGGAUAAGGAGUCGGUCUGUGCCGGUACUCAUCUGCUCGUCUCGGGCAGGGAGAUAGACGGCCUAGUGGUGUGGAGGUACGAGCUGAGUGAGAACGCGUGGUACAAGGGUCCGUCAAUGGUGAACCCGAGAUGCUUGUUCGCCUCUGCGACAUGUGGCGAUUGCGCCUACGUGGCUGGAGGCAUGGGGGCGGCAUCGAGCAAAGAGGUCUACGACACGGCUGAGAAGUACAAUGUGGAGAGCCGGUCAUGGGAGGCGCUCCCGAGGAUGAAGAAGCGGAGGAAGCUCUGCGCAGGUUUCUACAUGGAUAACAGAUUCUAUGUGAUUGGAGGAAGGAAUGAAGAUGGAGAACUAACAUGUGGCGAAUUCUUCGAUGAGAGGAGAAACCGAUGGGAGGUCGUAGCCGACAUGCUCAAGGACGAUCCCGUGCAGUCGUCCCACUCGCCCCCGCUCCUCGCAGUCAUGAACAACGAGCUCUACUCGCUGGAGGUGUCUUCCAACCAGCUCAAGGUGUACCUGAAGCAGACGAACACGUGGAAGCACUUGGGACGCGUCCCUGUCAGGGCUGACUCCAACCGAGGCUGGGGGGUCGCGUUCAAGUCUUUGGGGAACGAGCUCUUGGUGAUAGGCGCAUCUGAAGCAGGCAACUACAUGGCCAUAUACACCUGCUGCCCCGACUACGCCUCUGACUCGCCUACCCUGCACUGGAAGCUGCUCCACAGCGCCACGAGCCGCCUCAGUCACUUCAUCUUGAACUGCUCUGUUAUGCUAGCAUGAUUGUUGAAAGCUGAAACAUCGCUUUCACCUUUGUCUAACUAUAAAUCACUCUAUAGUGUAAUUACUUUAACUUUCCUCUCUUCUUCAUAUGGCAAAAACCUCAUUUGCUGUAACAAUCUGUUUUUCUGAUUGCUGGAAGUAGACAUGAAAUUUCUCA
Salvia splendens (bonfire salvia) is the source of this 1769-nucleotide messenger RNA. Its product is annotated as F-box/kelch-repeat protein At3g27150. Lineage: Eukaryota; Viridiplantae; Streptophyta; Magnoliopsida; Lamiales; Lamiaceae. Gene Ontology annotation, cellular component: cytosol. Bases 347 to 1612 code for a protein of 421 amino acids. The transcript has 2 exons. Gene Ontology annotation, molecular function: protein binding. The record is from RefSeq and is a predicted model, not a curated record.